UUCAGUUUUUUUUCUGUUGUGCGUCUCGCUUUGGCAAAAAUAAUUAGCUAAAAUAAUACAGUUUUAGUGUUCUUCUCAUAUUUUAGAAAGGGAAGAUUUUUUUGUGGUACACAACAUGCUGGAACUAAAAUAUGCUUAAAGUUACCAUAUUAAUACUGUUUAACACCAACCAAAACUAAAGCUGAUUUAUCUUAGGGAUUGUGCCUCACUCAUUGAAUUGUAUUAGUCUAAUGUUAGUAAACAUGACUUUAUUUUAAUGAAUUAGAAAUGAUAUGUAUACAUUCUUGAAAUGGCAGAAUGAGUAUGUCUACAGCAGCAGAGUAUAUGCUAAGUAGUACAUGUUGUCUGUAUUUUAGGAGCAGAUGUAUGAGGCGUUUGUGUUAAACUGCACUUUUUUUAAAACACAGGUUUAUGCAGUAAAAUAAAAUGUGUGUACACGGUGUCAUAUCUUAUAGUGGGUUUCCCCCCUCCAUUAUGUUCGCUACAAUUCCUAAAGGGGAAGCCGCCAUUAAAGGAGAUUCACUACAUUUCCCACAAGCCAUCUGUUGUUCCGGAAGUGGCGUAGAAUAUAACAGUGGCUCCUGGAUUUAAACUGAAACGGGCACUGAUCCCAUGAAUAGAGGAUUUUAGACAUAAUAACUCAUCCGAUGGUAUUUUUAUGACAGGACAUGCGCUCGCGAGGUUUCUUUUGAACUGACCGGUCUCAUAGAGUUCGCGCGCGCGCGCGCGUGCGUGUUUUGACGCGUUAUCGUCAGUCGUUUGUUGCCUAAAGCCGAAACACUUCUCUGCAUUAUAUCAGGUGUCACUUCGCGAUCCGUUUACCUGUGGCUGUAACCUCGCCUGUCAUCAUUCCCGCCGGCUUUAUGUGUCCUCAGAAGGCAGUCUGGGUUUAGGCUAGUACUUCAAUCGAGAAGUUGGUUUUCAGCCGCUCAGGAUGAAUUGGGAUCAACAGUUGAGCUCCAUCAUCUCUGAGGCCGAUGGAAGUGUUGCAAAAAUGAGGGAACGCCUUACGCAUGGAAGAUCUCCCAGAGGAACGGAAGAUGUGUUUCCGGUCAGAGAGGUCGCAGUCGGUGUUGAUCUGAAGCCGUCUGCGGUUCAGUGGUCAGAUCUGACCUCCAUCCAAACACAGUUACAGCAGCAGAGUCAGGCCAUUGAGACUUUAACACAGAGUCUUAGAUUGGUGGAAAGAGAACGAAACACUCAGCAAAGACAAAUACAGUCAUUACAAGAGGAGCAGAAAAGACUUCAGGAUAAACUGGAGGAGAGAGAGCGGGAUGUGGAGCGGAGAUCACUGAGUCCUGGACAGGACAGACGGAUCGAGCAGUGGAAGAGAGAGAUGGAUCGAGAGCUAAGCAGUCUGAGAGGUCAGGUCAACCGUGCUACGACUCUAGGAAACCAGGAAGAAAGUUUCAGCUCUAAACUGCGCAGAGAAGAACUGGAGCAGCUCAGGAGAGAGGUGGACGUUCUCAAAAACAAACUCAUGCGGCAGGAGGAAGAUACGUUCCAGCUCCAGUCAGAGGCCAGAGAAACAAGGAGACAGUAUGAACGCAGCUCCAAAACUUUGGAGGGUUUUACAGAUUCGUACCGAACACACAGUUUUGAUCUCACUCGGAUGGUGGCCCAGUACCAGCACACUCAACAGGAAGUGCGCGACCUCAGAGUCACUGUCUCUGAGCUGAAGGACGAGGUGCGAGGUCUCGUCUUGAGAGAAGCUCUCCCCAUACCUGCACCUCUACCACAGAAACCAGCAGUGGGAACCGUGAAGACGAGGCCCCAGAGACGCGUGUCGUCAGAGUCGGAGGAGGAUUUCAGUCCCACCCCUAGUCUGGGCGAGAUCAGCUCAGAUGAGUUUGAUGCGUCAUGGCUGGAAGAACCAGAGCCACAAACCACAAGGAGGCGCCGGCGUGUCCGUUUACAUUCAGACCUCACAGGAAGUGACCUCAGCGAUGCUGGAAGUGGUCUCGAUAGUAACCUUGGCGAUGACGCUGAAGGUGUGGACAGAGUUUCAGACAGUCCUCCAGAUCUCAGUCUUAGCGACCUCUGACCUUUUAAAGGCCCAUUCAUCUAUGCACUGCUGUUAGAGGAAAUGGAAACCUCAGUCUUAUGUUGACGCAAGUACGUAGGUUUAAAGAGUGUAAGGGACAGUUUACUUGUCAUGGACUGUGAUAUUUAUAAUUUAUCACAGAGUUUUUGCAGUAUUUUAUGACUGACACAUAUUACACAGUCAAGUAUUGCACUGUCAUGCUCUGAGGUAUUACCCAUCAGUGUAAGUAAAGCAAAACAGCUUUUGCAAUAAUGCAAAAAGAGUUUUUCAAUGUGAACAUGCAACACUUAACAUCCAUUAAGUCAAAAAACAGUUUGAAAUUACUGCAGUCAGUAAAUAGAGCAUGUUUGUCACAUUAAAGACCAGAAAUGUGUAUUAGGAAAGUAAAUCGUCAAUUUUCGUUUCAGGUUGACUUAGUUUUUUGGAAAAAUAAAAUAAUAAAUAAAUACAAAGUCCACUUUUUACCACUUAAAAUAAGUCUCAAUUAUUGUAGCAUUUCAUAACGUGUGUCCGAGCCAAAUUUAAAAGAAAAAGACAAUUUUAGUGUAUUUUAAAGACUUUUAUUAAUUAUAAAAAGAACACUUGUGUAAUAUGAAACACUUUAAAUGCACUCUCACAAGUUAUUACACAAAGUAAACAUCACACAUCCAUCAGCCAACAAACCACGAGGAUGAAAAUACUGUAUUAUUGACUGUUCAAUCAAUCAAUAAAAAAAAAAAGGAUUUUGAGUCUAUGGCUAAAUUUUGUUCAGUUUUAUAAAACAUUUCAGGCACAAGAAAAGCAUUAAAAUUAUGGCUAUUAGUUGACUAAAGGUGUUUUUUUUUUUUUACCAUGUUUGUCAAAGUGCACACCAAUGGAUUUUAUGUUGAAAACGGUUUAAUUUUGCAACAUCAUGAGCCAAGAGACAGUUGCAUUUUCAGCGCUUUUGUUUUGUCUAUUUGUUGACUUUCCAAAUGAUUUAAAAAAAACCAAUAAAAAAAACCCCACAUUUUCGCUUGAAGUGAAUUGAAUGUCUGUAUGACUGACAAAAAUGGUAUAUCUCACAGGUGGAAACAUCCUUGGUAACUAAACAGAGAAAGAAGUGAAAUGAACAAUGGGAAAUCAAUACUGGUGCUGUUAAGUUGUACAGCAUUAAAGCAAUGUUCCAGAUUUAAUGCAUGUUAUAAUUCUGUCUCCGAAUCAGUUUACAAUAACGCACUUACUAGGGAAGAUUCUGUGUGUGAGUGCAGAAGUUACAGGGUUUACCCGCUUUACAGGAGUUUGAAAACUUCACACAGAAGAGGUGAGUUCACUAUUAUAGACUAGUGCCAUGUAAGUCAUGUGGCUGUACUGUAAAUGCAUUUUGUUGUUUAUUCUGGUACCCCACAGAAGUGCAUUACUGUAAACAUGCUGCUGAAUGAGAAAGAUUAAAAGUAUUUUGUGUGAUGAUCGAAAACCUCUAUUGAACACGGAUGGAGCAUUUCUCCCAAAAAUACAAUUUGCUGAAAGUUUAUUCACCCUCUAGCCAUCUACGAUGCAGAUAGGUUGUUUCUUCAUCUGAGUAGAUUUAGAGAAAGUCAGCAUUCAGUGACUUGCUCAGCAAUGGAUGCUCUGCAGUGAAUGGGUGCCGUCAGAAU
This is a messenger RNA of Puntigrus tetrazona (Sumatra barb), 3660 nucleotides long. Its product is annotated as chromosome partition protein Smc. Lineage: Eukaryota; Metazoa; Chordata; Actinopteri; Cypriniformes; Cyprinidae. Bases 935 to 2044 code for a protein of 369 amino acids. The transcript has 11 exons. The record is from RefSeq and is a predicted model, not a curated record.